Carassius auratus (goldfish) is the source of this 3165-nucleotide messenger RNA. It is a transcript of the gene fig4a, whose product is annotated as FIG4 phosphoinositide 5-phosphatase a. Lineage: Eukaryota; Metazoa; Chordata; Actinopteri; Cypriniformes; Cyprinidae. Gene Ontology annotation, cellular component: intracellular membrane-bounded organelle. Bases 166 to 2886 code for a protein of 906 amino acids. Gene Ontology annotation, biological process: phosphatidylinositol dephosphorylation. Gene Ontology annotation, molecular function: phosphatidylinositol-3,5-bisphosphate 5-phosphatase activity. The transcript is spliced from 24 exons. The record is from RefSeq and is a predicted model, not a curated record.
GUUUUUUGUCCCACCGGAGGUUCCGUCUCAGCUGAAGGGCAUGACAGUCACAUGAUACAAUGUAGCGUUUCGAUUCUACACAACAUUUAUCAAUUAAUCGACUCUAAUGCUCGCGACCGCGGAUUUUGUGUGUCACUGAUUGGGCUGAAGGACUGAAGCUUCAUCAUGCCUGUGAAUGCCGCUGUGAUUCGAGGAGUGCAGAAGCUGGUGCUGUACGAGACCAGAGCCAGGUAUUUUCUGGUGGGCAGUAAUAACGCUCAGACGAAACACCGCGUCCUGAAGAUCGACCGCACUGAACCGCGAGAUCUGGUCAUUAUUGAUGAUAAGCAUGUUUACAGUCAGCAGGAGGUGCGAGAGCUUCUGGGACGUCUGGAUCUCGGCAAUCGUACUAAGAUCGGGCAGAAGGGAUCCUCCGGUCUUUCCAGAGCCGUUUCUGCCCACGGCAUUGUGGGUUUCGUGCGGUUUCUGGAGGGUUAUUAUAUCGUGUUGAUCACUAAACGCCGCAGGAUGGCGGAUAUCGGCGGCCACUCGAUUUAUAAGAUUGAAGACACCAAUAUGAUCUACAUUCCCAAUGACUCUGUGAGAGUCACACACCCUGAUGAGGCCCGAUAUGUGAGAAUAUUCCAGAACGUGGAUCUGUCCAGUAACUUCUACUUCAGUUACAGCUACGACCUGAGCCACUCGCUGCAGUACAACAUGACGCUGCUGCAGACGCCGUGUGACGCCGGAGAGAGCGAGGAGCUCAACACCAGCGGCAGACAGGACAGCUUUGACAUCUUCGAGGAGGAGGGACUCCCCACUCAAGUGGUCUAUGGUUUGAUUAAUGAACCCUACGCUAAAUAUGUGUGGAACGUGCGUCUGCUGGAGAAGGUCAAGGACAUCGUCCAUCCUGAUUGGCUGCUCUACAUCAUUCACGGAUUCUGCGGCCAAUCCAAGUUGUUGAUCUACGGUCGGCCGGUGCACGUCACACUGAUCGCCCGCCGCUCCAGCCGCUUCGCCGGGACACGCUUCCUCAAGAGAGGAGCCAACUGUGAGGGCGAUGUGGCGAACGAGGUGGAGACGGAGCAGAUCAUCCACGAUGCCUCGGUCAUGUCGCUGACGGCGGGAAGUUUCUCCUCCUGUGUUCAGGUCCGAGGUUCGGUUCCUCUGUACUGGUCCCAGGACAUCUCCACCAUGAUGCCCAAACCACCCAUACGCUUGGACCAGGCCGACCCUUACGCUCAUGUCGCAGCUCUUCACUUCGAUCAGAUGCUGCAGAGGUUUGGAUCGCCCAUCAUCAUCCUCAACCUCGUCAAGAAACGAGAGAAGAGAAAGCAUGAGAAGAUCCUGAGUGAGGAGUUUUAUCCAGCCAUCACCAACCUGAACCAGUUCCUCCCGCCGGAGCACGGCAUUGAGUACAUCGCCUGGGACAUGGCGCGAUACACGAAGAGUAAACUGUGUAACGUGUUGGAUCGCCUCAGUAUGAUCGCUGAGAAUGUGGUCAAGAGGACGGGAUUCUUCGUUAAUCGACCUGACUUUUAUUGCCACACGUUACGUCCUGAUGAAAGGUGGGGAGAUCUCGGAGGGAAGGUCACACCGAAUGGCAGGCUACAGACAGGGGUUUUGAGGACGAACUGUGUGGACUGUCUGGAUCGUACCAACACCGCUCAGUUCAUGGUGGGUAAAUGUGCUCUGGCGUAUCAGCUCUACGCUCUCGGCAUGAUCGACAAACCAAAGCUUCAGUUCGACACGGACUGCGUCAGGUUGUUUGAGGAGCUGUACGAGGAUCACGGCGACACGCUGUCUUUACAGUAUGGAGGAUCUCAGCUGGUGCAUCGGGUGAAGACGUACCGUAAGAUCGCGCCCUGGACGCAACACUCCAAAGACAUCAUGCAGACGCUCUCGCGUUAUUAUAGCAACGCCUUCUCAGAUGCAGACAGACAGGACGCGAUAAACCUGUUCCUGCAGGUCUUCCAGCCGUCCGAGUCGAAGCCUCAUCUCUGGGAACUGCCUACAGAUUUCUACCUUCAUCACAGCGAUACCAUGGUCCUCCCACAACAGCAGCACAGUUACACACACUGGUGGACUGACGGAGUGCUGACGUUCCUGCCGUCACCGUAUGAUGAAGCUCAGUGUGAGAAGAACAGGAGGAAGGUGACGGUGAAGCGUGUGAACCGCUUCGAAGAAAGCAUCGACAUCUACACCGAGUUCUUCAAGCCGUACGAACUCACCUCGUUCGACGACACGUUCAGCAUCGCAAUGACCAACUCCGCAAGGGAGUUCAUGCCGAAGACGUUGGGCCUCGAUCCCAGUCCAUUCACUGUCCGCAAACCAGACGAGAGCGCAAAGUCAGUGCUGGGCAGUAAGUCCAGUAAAGAGGAGGCGGUGUUGCAGAGGAAGACGGCAGCCAGUGCUCCUCCUCCUCCCAGUGAGGAGCAGAUCUCCAGCAGCUCUGAGGAUGACUCAGAGGAAGAGCGUGAGGAGGACGGGACGGCCUCACAGCGCUCCACACCAGUCAGACUGACCGAACCGAGCGACAGCAGCCGCCUGCAUGAGGAUCCUCCUCAGCAGCGUCUGCCGCCGGUCAGAGAGACGUACGGCCUGAACCUGCUGGUCAACCCACCGGAUGAAGACAUCCUCAUAUACCACAGAUUUGCUCAUCUGGGUCAGAACCAGCACAAGGUGGAGAGACGUGAUGAAAUGAAGAAACUAGACGCCGGCCUCAGCCUCGCUCCGGUGUCUCUGUUCCCGUCGGACAGCAUCUAUGAGGUUUCGGCUCCAGAGGUGGACGUCCAGAGCCGCGCGGUCUUCGAGUGUCACGUUCAGACGGGUCGAGGCUGGGUCAGGACUCUCUGUCAUGAUGACGUGCUCAUGUACCGCGAGUACAUCAAGAACAGAUACAUGUGAAUGUCUCCAAACCAAACAGAUUCACCGAUGGAAAAUAUUCACUUUUGAAUUACUACAGUCUUUUCACCAUCAAAAAUAUACGACAUUCCUUUUCCUUAUAAAAGCAAUGCAGGAGUGUUCAUGAAGAACAGACGUCACUGUGGCUUUAAGAGAUUGUGUGGCAUGCAACAAAUCGUUUCGUAGAUGAGCUUCUCAUUAAGUUGUGCCUGAUGUUGACAUGAUGUAUGAAGUUACAUGUGUAAAGAAUGGAAUAAAAUAUCAGGAGUGUUUUCAUGUUCA